Molecule: messenger RNA, 252 nt
Organism: Rotaria sordida
Lineage: Eukaryota; Metazoa; Rotifera; Eurotatoria; Philodinida; Philodinidae
Source: the annotation of a GenBank genome assembly
AUGUCGGAAAACGAUAACAAGAGUGGAACAUCGACUGAAUCUCGAGAAGAAGUCAAAGGAUUAGUGGGACCAGCAAUGACAUCAACUGAUGCGCCUCGUACGAAAAAUAUUUCUCAGUCGCAUGCUGGUGGCGGUGCUGAACGAUUGGGUCCAACUGCUGGAUUGGGUACGAAUACAGGUGCCGGUGGUCUAACAACGAUCACAUCCGAUCAACAGGAUAAGCAUCAUGUUACUGAUGAUUUGAAAAAGUAA